AUGACGCGAGGCAUAGACAGAUAUUCUUCCAAUAGUCUGCACUCAUCUUUCUUUUCUAUUUUUUCUUUUGCGGAAUUGAGAGAUGAGAAUUAUGUAAACAAUGGUCUUUUUGCUGCGCAGACAACAAUUCAUUCGUCCACUUGCGCCUACACGCUUGUCAUUAACCAGCGAAAUAUUUCUCAAUGCCCGAUUGUUGUUUCAAGCAACCAAUAUGGCGCAGAGACUCCACACGUUUCCCAAAGACACGGACGACACUACAAACCUUAUCAACGAAAGGUAGUCGAUGACAACACUUUACAUGAUAACCAGGAUGAUUUAACAGAUAGUGGCGAUAAUUUCUUCCCUCGGGACUUACCUGUAUCCCCUUCACUGCAUUUUUCAGGAGAAUCUCGCAUUUGUCAGAGACGGGUGGCUUCCUUAGUAUAUCGUUUGGAGCAUCUGCAGCAGAUUCAACGAACGGAACGACUAAGAGCCGAACGGUAUGCCAACAGUGUCAAAGGUCACCAUUCACAGUUGAAUAACAUAGACACGAGUUUUGGGAAGCUGGAGAGUAAUGUCUCAUCUUUGAUUAAGGCUGUCCAUUCGAUCGAGCAGAAAUUGUUUCGACUUAAGAAAAUAAAUAACAAUCUUGAACAUAAAAUGGCGUCGGUGGUUCUUGAUAUGGACGAAGUGAAUACGCACAUUGGCCGUAGAGAUCUGAAAGCCACUUCAGAUUUUUACGACGUCAACAAGAAAAAAGACACCCCUGAACACUCAACGCCCUGCUCCAAAGUUACCCGUGGACUUUACAAGUAUGAAGAUUGUGGCGCCUUAAGAAAAGCCGGUUUUACCAAGAGUGGCGAGUAUUUCAUCCAACCUUCAGCACUUUCUUGUUCUGCAAAAGUUUGGUGCGAUAUGGAAACUGAGGGCGGUGGAUGGAUAACAUUUCAGAGACGCAUGGAUGGCACGGAGAACUUCUUUCGUAACUGGACUGAUUACCGAGACGGAUUCGGAGUUAUCUCCCGAGAAUUUUGGUUGGGUAACAAUAAUCUUUUCUUGCUAACCAAUCAGAAGCAGUAUGAACUUCGCGUUGACCUGUGGGAUUUCAAUCACAGAUACGCCUACGCCAAAUAUAGGCAUUUCAAAGUGGACGGUGAGAGAGACCUUUUCCGGAUCCACGUAUCAACUUAUUCGGGUACGGCGAGAAACGGACUUUAUUUGCAUAAUUUUGCUUUAUUUAGUACGAUUGAUCGUGAUAAUGACAAGCACACAUAUGUGAACUGUGCUGAGAAAUGGGAUGGGGGUUGGUGGUUCACCAGUUGUGGGUCAACGUAUCUGAACGGACGAUACCAUCGUAAAUCGAAUGUGCGACAACGCGGCAUCAUGUGGAAUAGCUGGAAAUACGAACAGCUGAAGCACAGUGAAAUGAAAAUUCGCCCCGUUAGGUUUUAA
Messenger RNA from Acanthosepion pharaonis, 1431 nucleotides. The record is from the annotation of a GenBank genome assembly. NCBI's taxonomy places the organism in Eukaryota, Metazoa, Mollusca, Cephalopoda, Sepiida, Sepiidae.